Messenger RNA from Brassica napus (rape), 3307 nucleotides. RefSeq names its product serine/threonine-protein kinase-like protein CCR4. The record is from RefSeq and is a predicted model, not a curated record. Gene Ontology annotation, molecular function: protein serine/threonine kinase activity; ATP binding. The transcript has a single exon. Gene Ontology annotation, biological process: protein phosphorylation. Bases 339 to 2582 code for a protein of 747 amino acids. Lineage: Eukaryota; Viridiplantae; Streptophyta; Magnoliopsida; Brassicales; Brassicaceae.
UUCUAGCUAAUUGUUAUGAUAUUAACAAACCAAUAAUACUUUAUCUAGGUGUUUCUUGUAAAAAAUCAUAGUAGUUUAGCUUAUACAUCACCUUUUCCACCUAAACAACCUGAGUUUAGAUACACUGAAACUAAAGUGAAGAACUUUUCAAAGAGUUGACCAUAAAAAAAAUCUAAUAUGUGAGAAAAGAAAAAUCAUUCAGAUAAGUAAACAAGACUUGGUUUUCUCAUUAGGUCCUCACACUAACCGCGUUAAUCUCCCCCUCUUACAAAAAAAAACCAUUCCACAAAACACAACCAAACACUCACCGCCAUGAGAAGUCUUCUUCUCCCUCUUCAAUGGCAUUUAACUACUACUUUCUGUCUCUCCUUCUCGUUGUCUCCUCUUCCUCCUCCUUACUCUGCUUCUCCUUGCCCACUGUCUCCAUCUCCCACACCUCUGAUCAAACCCUCGUAUGUGCUCUCACCAACACCUCUCAUCUCCAGUGCACCAGCCUCCCACUCAAUCCCAUCCGGUUCUCUUUAGCCGGUACGCUCCAGAAGAACCGUAGAUUCUCCGGUGUAGUCUCGGGAAACGGGUUUGUAUGCGGUUUGAGAUCUCCCCUAGGUUCCAACGCUUCUACUAUCCUUUGCUGGAGAUUCUCCUCUAACGGAGCUAACAUGACGUACAAAAGAAUCUACAAAGGCCCUGAGCUCAAAGAGUUAGAAGCUAGCACUUCCCGUAUAUGCGGAGUUGAGAAAAUCAAGAACCGCACACGUUGCUGGCAGACUGUCUCUCGUCGUCCACGGUCGGAUAACUACGACUCCCUCGCCCUCGGGGAGGACUUUAUCUGCGGCUUAUCCAAGCCACCUGGGAGAAUCAGCUGUGAAGGUAAAGGAAAUAUAACCAAGCCCCCGAGUGGGGACCGCUUCAUAGCCAUCGCUGCUGGGUCAAGACAAGCGUGCGCCGUCACAGUAGACAGCGAUGUGGAGUGUUGGGGACAAACAUAUACCUCUCCGCCAAGUGAAAAAUUCUCAGCGCUUGCGGUCGGGGAAGACCGUAUCUGCGGCGUUAGAUGGGUUAACGGAACAGUGACGUGCUGGGGAAGCAACGGUUUCAGUUUACCUCGGAGACUUGAGAACGUUGAGUUCACAUCUAUUUACGCGAACGGGCUAAUCUUUUGCGGUGUGGUUAAAUCAAACUACACGCUGUAUUGCUGGGGAGAUCAUGAGAGUGUUUUCGCUCCGUUCCAAGACCAAACUGUACUUCCAGGACCGUGCCGAGAGGAAUGUCCUUACGGUCCAUUGUCAGGAUCAGAAUCGUUAUGCGGUAAUGGAUUGAAGAUUUGUGAAUCUAUGAACAUAGUUCUCGUUCCAGAUACGCCACGGGGGCGACAAGACUCUAAGGACAAGACUUGGAGUAGAAAAAACAUUGCGUUUCUGGUGGUCGGAUGCGUUGGAACGUGUUCUUUACUCCUUGUUGUCGGAUUCUUGGUUUAUAAUAGUCACUGUCGAUGCCGUGUCCAUGACUCUGGACGUCUUGAUGAUAAUAGGAUUAUUGUGGACGAAGAACCUAAGCUCGAGAAGAGACUGAGCAGUUUAGCUAGUUUAUGCAACCACGGGCAGCUCGUGGAGUUCACUAUCGAGGAGCUGGCUCUAGCCACGGACGGGUUCUCUCCCCGGUUCCAGCUAGGGAUAGGAAGCUUCGGGAUUGUUUACAAAGCUGUUUUGUCUGACGGACGACUUGUCGCCAUAAAACGAGCCGAACUAACGAACCCUGCUUCCUCCGGGAUAACGAGAAUCCGAAACAGACGAGAGGACAAUGACUCCGCGUUCGUCAACGAGCUAGAGUCUAUGUCGCGGCUCAACCACAAGAACCUCGUUAGGCUUCUUGGUUUCUACGACGACGCGGAGGAGAGGGUGUUGGUUUACGAGUACAUGGCAAACGGGUCUCUCGCGGACCACCUUCACAACCCUAGACUCGAGCCGCUGACGUGGGAGAGACGCUUGACGAUCGCUCUCGACGCAGCGCGUGGGAUACAGUACCUCCACGACUUCGCCGUGCCUCCGGUGAUCCACCGCGACAUAAAGUCUUCCAACAUACUGCUUGACGCCACGUGGACGGCUAAAGUAUCGGACUUCGGUCUCUCUCAGAUGGGUCCCACCGAGGAAGAGGACGCGUCGCAUCUCUCGUUACGAGCAGCUGGUACGCUGGGGUAUAUAGACCCGGAGUACUACAGGCUCCAGCAGCUCACGACCAAGAGCGAUGUUUACAGCUUCGGGGUCGUGCUGCUCGAGUUGCUGUCGGGACACAAGGCGAUACACAUGAACGAGGAGGAAAACCCUAGGAACGUGGUGGACUUCGUCGUGCCUUAUAUUUUGCAAGACGAGGUUCAUAGAGCACUUGACCGGAGGAUACCGCCGCCCACGCCGUACGAGAUAGAGUCCGUGGCGCAUGUCGGGUACUUGGCGGUGGAGUGCUUGGUUCCGUGCGGCCGGGAAAGGCCGUCCAUGGCGGAGGUAGUGAGUAACCUAGAGAAGGCUUUGGCUGCUUGUUUAGCAGCUCCACAGACCGAACCACUAUCAAGUCCCGCCAGUGAUUAGCCACGUGUCACUUUAUUUUUUUUGUUUAUAUUAUUUUCAAUUCUAUUGGUCUUUCCUUAGUUGGUACAGAAAUGUUAGAUAAUACUUUUCAAAGAAGAAACCUUAGCACAAGCAGUUUGAUGUGAAAGCUUCAAAACCGAAAGCCAAUAAGAUACGCUGCUGCAUUUUUCAAGCAUUACAUGAGAUUCCAAGUCAGUCGUGUGGGAGACAAAAAAAUAUAUAUAAAAAGCUUAUCAACUUGUUUUAAACUCCAUGAGAGAAGUCAAAAGUCAAAAUCCUCUAAUUCUAUUGCUAGAGAAAAAGUAGCUUAACAAUCAAUUAUGUGAAUAUCAGUGGAUGUUAUAUCACCAUUGUCAAGUUGAAUUUAGACGCUAACCUUCAAAAGUUGACUCAUUGAUACGAAGUUUUUCAAGAGUCUUUAAAUGAAUUAAUAACUAAUAGAAUCAAGUAUAAAAAAAAAAAAGAAUGUCAUUCUUCAUGAUUGCAACAAGAGAAAUACAAUGAGUUAAUUUUUCAGUAAAUCUACAAGAGCAUAAAGGUCACAGAGUCACACAUCAAUCUUACUGGAAACAAAUUGAUCCUUACUGUGAGAUACAAGUGGUAUCAAUAGAAUUUGAUAAAUGCGAGAAAGGGGAUAUUUACCGCUGGUUAGGUCCGUGACAAGAAUGAUUCAACUUGAAAGUGAAGUUGGAGCAGUGUUCCCUCUGUUGAAGCAUUUCGGAGAU